Messenger RNA from Wyeomyia smithii (pitcher-plant mosquito), 2274 nucleotides. RefSeq lists its product as uncharacterized. NCBI's taxonomy places the organism in Eukaryota, Metazoa, Arthropoda, Insecta, Diptera, Culicidae. The record is from RefSeq and is a predicted model, not a curated record. The transcript is spliced from 5 exons. Bases 1162 to 2178 code for a protein of 338 amino acids.
UACGACUUCGUUAAUGAAAUUUCACUUUCAUUCAUAUUGACAGCUUCGAACAUCAUAGAUCACGGAUGGCAGUGAGUCAAAUAUUUGGUAAUUUAUUUAUAACCCAACGGUCGCGGUUCUUGGCCACGCUUGUCCGGUUCCCAAACUACCGUCUAGAUGAGGUAACUUUUUUCUGAUGUUUCUCUUUGAAGAGGUAAAAAUACGACACUACGACGGUCGGUGACGACGCCGCUUUUGUGACGUAAUCGUCGUCGAAAACCAGUGAUUUGUGAAUGAAACGUAGAGCACCACCGCGAAACAGAGCACAAAUUAGUUAGUUAGGCGCAGUGCAAACUGAAUUAAGAAUGUCGGUCAAGGCAGGAAUGGAAUUUUAGUAUGUGUGCGUAUUUCUAUUUUGAUGACGACGACGCCUUUGGCUUGGAGUGCAAGUGGAUCGACGUACCAAGAGCAGCUUCAGUAGUUUGCAUUUGCUGAUGGUCGGUUGCAAAAAUGGCUAAAUAACAACUAUUAAUAGCAGUGCAGUCGGAUUCGGAUUAACUUCAUUGCCGUCAAGUGAGAAAUAGUGUACUAACGCUACCUAAUGCAAAAACAAAGCUUGCAGUAGCCUCGAGUAUACGCUGGAAAACGGAAGCGAAAAGUCGAGUGAGUUCACACGUUCUGUUAAUGAAAAUAUAAAAUGUUCAUUGAAAUAGCGUUCCGUUUUACUGCGACAAACCGCAUCCCUUGUUAGCAGCGACGCCCCCUGAAAACAUCGACUGUGGCAGUUUGCUGGAAAGUUACGCGUACCUCCAUUGUCCAUCCCACCGUUCUAACUUAUCCAACAGCGUACAUCAUCAACAUCAACAAAAACUAGUUCCGCUGCAUCGGCGGAUCCGCCAUCAUUCAGACGGGCCGUAUAUCCAAAAACCGCAUACUGCAGCUUCCGCCCCAUUGCAGUCCUGCAUCACCCGCAAUCGACCGGUCCUAACAACAGAGAGAAACAAGUGCAAUUUGUACCAGAUAGGAAGUGACUCGUUAUUGCAACUAAGACUAGGGUUGGACGCAUUGCUACUAAACUAAAUAUAUACCAGACGUUGUGCUCAAUUUAGUUCUGAACGCAAUCGGAAGCCGGUUCAAUUUGGGUGCAAGCUACUGGCAGAGAUAACCACCAACUCACUUGUGAUGAACAUCAAAAUGUUCCAAGUCUCGAUUAUCCAAAGCUAUAUUGUUGCCCUGCUAUUGGCAUCAGUCAAUGCAGCAGAGGAGAAGUGGUCCUGGUCAAAGAGUGGUGCAACCGACGUCGUCAGCAGCAACAGUAACAAUAACAACCUCAACCACAGGAAUCCUGGCAAGCUGAACGUGCGAAGCGAUGUUAUUGAGUUCCAGGAACCGAAGCGAUUUAACGAUGCCGCAUCUACCCACUCCAAUCGGAAUCAAGACAUCAGGCAAGGUCGAUAUGAAGUGAAGGAAUCCUCAACUCGAAGGCCAAACAGUAACCGGCCACUAAGUGAUGAGUUCUCUGGCGAAGUGAAUGGUAAUCGUCCUGAAGAUUUUGGCACAAACCAGCGUUUUGGUGGCUCAUAUGGAGGAGCUGGCUAUCCCGGGAAUCCAUACGGAGGAAAUCCUGCAUUUGGUGGAGGCAAUCCCGCGUUUGGUGGAGGUAAUCCAUUCAUUGGUGGACCAGGCGGAAUAGGGUUUCAACGACCUGGUUAUGGUGGUGGCUAUGGAGGAGGUGGUUUUGUAGGCGGCGGAUACGGUGGUGGAUAUGGUGCUGCCAAUGGCAUUCUAGUCGGCCCGGAAGGUCCAACCGGAAUCAUUGGACGUCCCUAUCAUGGUUUAAAUGGCGCAGGAUAUCCGAACACAGGGUAUGGACAAUAUGGUCAUAAUUUUCCUGGCAAUUACGGAGGGUAUGGAAACCCUUUGUACGGUAACCAGGGAGGAUUUGGUCGACCAGGGGGUUUUUAUCCUCAGACCGGAAUAGGUGGUUAUCCUGGAGGAGGAUUUUACGGAUCCCAAUCUCCCUACGGACCGGGUCAGCUGGGACCAGCACAGUUUGGUGCUGGUCAGUUUGGACCAGGUCUAGGAGCGAGACCUGGAGGUUUAGGACCUGUUGGUGGACCCUUUGGAGGAGGUGGCUUCGGACCACAAUUUGAUCAAGCAAAACAAUCCACCAAGAAAAUCGAAAAGAAAUCUGUUUGAGUUUUUUGUCUGUUACACCCAUUCGUUUCGUUAAAAUCAAUAUAAAUAUUUUUAUAACUUGUACUUACCGAUAGUUGUGAUGAUGAUUAUUGAGUA